This is a messenger RNA of Entelurus aequoreus (snake pipefish), 3282 nucleotides long. RefSeq names its product gastrula zinc finger protein XlCGF57.1-like. Lineage: Eukaryota; Metazoa; Chordata; Actinopteri; Syngnathiformes; Syngnathidae. The record is from RefSeq and is a predicted model, not a curated record. Gene Ontology annotation, biological process: negative regulation of transcription by RNA polymerase II; regulation of cytokine production; regulation of immune system process. Gene Ontology annotation, molecular function: RNA polymerase II cis-regulatory region sequence-specific DNA binding; DNA-binding transcription factor activity, RNA polymerase II-specific. Gene Ontology annotation, cellular component: nucleus. The coding region runs from base 303 to 2561 and encodes 752 amino acids. The transcript has 3 exons.
AUAAAGCAAGAUGGCGUCUGACGGUGAAGACGUUAUUGCAGUCGUCAAACUUCAGUGUUCUUAAUCUGUGCGUCCAUGUACACAUAUAUGUCCUUUAUUAGACUCUAUUAAAUAGAGUAAACAUCGUUAAUAACUGUUUGCAUCCGGUUAUAUUAGUCUGAGCGCACUUUGAUGCUUCUCGAGCUAGCUUAGCCUGCUAGUUAGCUUAGCUUGUUAGCUGCUAACAAAGAAGGCGGAAGUGAUCAAAACACAUCGCUAAGCAGAGAUCAAGUGUGAGUGUAAAGUGUUGUGAUUGUGUGAAAAUGUGCGAAAGAACGAUAGCAGAGUACGAGGAGGAACUUUGUCCAACAAAAGAGGAGAAGGAGCGACAACAUCAAAAACAUCAAGUUGUGUUACACAGAACAGACAACCAUCAGCUGAUUGGACACCAAGAAGAAUGUCUCACUCAUCUGCAGGGGGACAGUUUCACUUCAGAGUAUCCACAGCCCUCACAUUUUAAAGGGGACGAGGAGGAUCCACAGCCCCCCUAUUUUAAAGAGGAAGAGGAGGGAGAGUGUCCUGUAGGGCAGGAGGAGGCUGAUCUCACCAAGUUUCCACUGACUGUUGUCUCUGUGAAGACUGAAGAGCAUGAAGACAAACCACCUGAGUCCUCACAGCUUCAUCACAGUCCAAACGUCUGUGAAGAACAUCUUCACCCUGAGCAACAGAAGUGGAGCUUCAGAAUGGGGACGGAGGAGCCACAGCCCUCCCAUAUUAAGAAGGAAGAGGAAUACGCACUGAUCCCCCAUUUUAAAAAGGAAUCGAUGGAUCCACUGAGCCCUCACAUUAAGGAGGAAGAGGUGGAUCCACUGACACCCCAUUUUAAAGAGGAAGAGGAGGACCCACUGGCACCCCAUUUGAAAAAGGAAGAGGAGGACCCACUGACACCCCAUUUUAAAGAGGAAGAAGAGGACCCACUGACACCCCUUUUUAAAGAGAAAGCGGUGGAUCCACUGACCCCUCACAUUAAGGAUGAAGAGGAGGACCCACUGACUCCUCACAUUAAAGAGGAAGAGGAGGAACACAGCAUCAGUCAGCAGGGAGAGCAUCUUGAAGGACUGGAGGAGGUUGAUGUCACCAAGAUGCCAGUGACUGGUGUCCCUGUGAAGAGUGAAGGUGAUGAGGUCAAAGGUGAAAGUGAGGAGAAGAGAGAGGCGGAGCCUCCAAGCAGCAGCUCAACUCAACACAUGACAACAGAAGCUGAUGGAGACCACUGUGGAGGAUCACAAGCAGACAAGCUCUUAGCUCCACUAUCAGAUAGUGAGGACACAACGUCACACUCUCCUGACACUGAUGAUGAACACUCUAAAGAUGAUAAGACAUGUCACACUGACAACACACACUUCACAUGUUCUCACUGUGACAAAACUUUUAAUAACCGUCGUAAUCUGAAAAAACACACAAAUGUACACACCGAAGAAAAACCUUUUUCCUGCUCAGAAUGUGGUAGAGAUUUUAGACUAAAACAAAUGCUGAAAGAACAUAUGAGAAUACACACUGGAGACAAACCUUUUUCCUGCUCAGAAUGUGGUCAAAGUUUUCAAAGAAAUCAGUAUUUAAAAGUACACAUGAGAACACACACUGGAGAAAAUCCUUUUUCAUGUUCAAUCUGCGGUAAAGAUUUUACUCAAAGGUCCUUUUUGAAAAUACACAUGAGAAUACACACAGGAGAAAAACCUUUUUCCUGCUCAGAAUGCAGUAGAGAUUUUAGACUAAAACAAAGUCUGAAAGAACAUAUGAAAAUACACACUGGAGAAAAACCAUUCAAGUGCUCAAUUUGUAGUAAAGAAUUCAACCAGAAGGGAAAUUUGAUACAACACACAAAAACACAUACUGGAGAAAAACCUUUUUCAUGUUCAAUUUGUGGUAAAGAUUUUACUCAAAAAUACAAUUUCAAAGCACACAUGAGAACACACACUGGAGAAAAACCUUUUCAAUGUUCAAUCUGCGGUACAGAUUUUACUCGAAUGGACCAUUUCAAAGCACACAUGAAAAUACACACUGGAGAAAAACCCUUUUCCUGCUCAGAAUGUGGUAAAGCUUUUGGACGAAGAAGCACUUUAAAAGUACACAUGAGAAUACACACUGGAGAAAAAAAAAAUUCUUGUUCAAUCUGCAGGGAAGGUUUUGUAAAUAGUCAGUAUUUAAAAGAACACAUGAGAACACACGCUGGAGAAAAACCUUUUUCCUGCUCAGAAUGUGGUAAAACUUUUGUACAAAGAAACCCUUUGAAAGUACACAUGAGAAGACACACUGGAGAAAAACCUUUUUCCUGCUCAGAAUGUGGCAAAAGUUUUGUAAUAAAUCAAGGUUUAAAAGAACACAUGAGAACGCACGCUGUUAAAAAACCAUACUCCUGUUCAAGCUGCAACAAAAGCUUAUGUCACCUAAAAUCUUUGAAAGCACACAUGAGAACACACACAGGAGAGAAAGUGUUGAGUUGCAGUGUGUGUGGUGAAAGAUUCUCUUAUAAGUACCAGUGUAAGAAACACAAGUGUGCUGGUGAGAACAGCAGAAGCUAAUGAAGAUGCAGGAUUUGAAAUAAACUGUCAAAACUUUGUUAACUUUGACUUUCUAACAACAUCAGCACAUAUAACAUGUGUGACAUCAUUGUUGUGUGUGUAACACAAUCUUGUUAAUAUGAUUCCAACAUUUUUAGAUUAGACCAGGGGUGUCAAACUCAAAUACAGAGUGGGCCAAAAUUUAAAACUGAACAAAGCCGCGGCCAAGGUUGAACAAAUUAACCUUUUAAUAGGGACCCAAACAAGUUUUGCAUUGAAUAUUGAACAAGCAAGGCUUAUAUAACUUUAUAGUGACAUGCAAAAUGGAGUUUCAAAUAAUAAUAAUACUAAUUCAAAAAUAUCAAUGGCAUAUCAAAUAAAAUGUAAAUAAAAAUUGAAUGCCUCUUUUCUAUUUGCAGCCUUCUGAGGUAAAUAUCAAAAUAAACUUUUUCCACAGGCUAAUAAUAAAUUUGAAAAUAAAAUAACAAUAAUGAAUGAAUCAAACAUUCAAGCCUUGAAGUAGCAAGAGAAAGUGCAUGAAUAAAACGUUAAUUAUUGCUCAGUUUGCUACACUGAUUUGCUUUAACAUUGAAUAUGGAACAAACAACGCUUAUAUAACUUAAUAGUGCAAAAUCAACUUUCAAAAAACUUAAAUGGUAUAUUAAAUAAAAUUUUAAUAAAAUAUGAAAUGCCUCUUUUCUAUUUGCAGCCUUCUGAGGUAAAUAUCAACAUUAACUUUUUC